Messenger RNA from Camellia sinensis, 2805 nucleotides. It is a transcript of the gene YUC2, whose product is annotated as Flavin-binding monooxygenase family protein. The record is from RefSeq and is a predicted model, not a curated record. Gene Ontology annotation, molecular function: NADP binding; flavin adenine dinucleotide binding; N,N-dimethylaniline monooxygenase activity. Gene Ontology annotation, biological process: auxin biosynthetic process. NCBI's taxonomy places the organism in Eukaryota, Viridiplantae, Streptophyta, Magnoliopsida, Ericales, Theaceae.
CUCACUAUAUUAUAGUCAUCAAUGUCUUUCUUGUUUCCAUAGCUCUCCCUCUCCAUUUUCUCUCCAAUUAAUCAAAGCUCAAUCUCUAAUCUCUCCAUAAACAUUCCUUUCAAGACGAUCAAACACAUAUCUCUAAUCUCAGCCAAAUAUCUUAUCUCAAUCACCAAGAGAGAGUUCUAACUUCUAUCUUGUGUCAAAAAGAGAUUUUCGAGUAAUUGGGUAAUUGGGUUUUUCUCAGUUUCUGAAGUAUAUCAACUUUUCUUUCUAUAUAUUGCUUAACAUCUUAUCCUUCAUAUGGACUACUUGAAAGAAAUGGAAGGUAAAAGACUACAUGACCAUUUUGACGACAAGAUGAGCAACUCAGUGAAAAGGGUUUGGGUGCCGGGACCUGUCAUAGUCGGCGCUGGCCCGUCAGGGCUAGCUUCAGCUGCCUGUCUCAAACAAAAAGGUGUCCCAACUUUGAUUCUUGAAAGGGCUAAUUGCAUAGCUUCUUUGUGGCAGCAAAAGACCUAUGACCGGCUUCGCCUUCAUCUUCCUAAGCAAUUCUGUGAGCUUCCUCUUAUGCACUUCCCUCCAAAUUUCCCAAAUUUCCCAACUUACCCUUCAAAACAACAGUUUAUCGCCUACUUAGAGGCUUAUGCGCAAAGUUUUAACUUAGAACCGGUGUUUAAUAAGACGGUGGUGAGUGCAAAUUUUGACAACGGAUGUGGGUUUUGGAGGGUUAGGGCUCAAGGGCUGAAAAUGGAGGAGACUGAGUAUGUGUGUCAAUGGCUAGUUGUUGCCACCGGAGAGAAUGCAGAAGAGGUUGUGCCGGAAAUUGAAGGGAUGAGUGAAUUCGUUGGGCAAAUUGUUCAUACGAGUUCAUAUAAGACCGGUGAAUCGUUUUGUGGGAAGAAAGUUUUGGUGGUUGGUUGUGGGAAUUCAGGCAUGGAGGUUUGUUUGGACCUCUGCAAUUAUAAUGCUAUUCCAUCCCUUGUGGUUAGAGAUUCAGUUCACGUCUUGCCACAGGAAAUGCUGGGGAGAUCAACUUUCGGACUGUCGAUGUGUUUGCUCAAGUGGUUCCCAAUGCGAUUGGUGGAUCGAUUUUUACUUCUAUUGUCCCGGUUGAUGAUUGGAGACACAGCUCGACUAGGGCUCACCAGACCAAAACUUGGUCCCCUCGAACUCAAGAGCAGCUCCGGGAAGACACCGGUGUUGGAUAUUGGAACACUUCAAAAAAUAAAAACUGGGAAUAUUAAGGUAUGCCAUGGAAUAAAGAGACUAACACAUCACUCAGUGGAGCUCAUAGAUGGAAGAGAGGAGAAUUUUGAUGCUAUCAUCUUAGCUACUGGUUACAAAAGCAAUGUACCCAUUUGGUUGAAGGAGAACAAUUUCUUCUCAGAGAAGGAUGGGUUUCCAAGGAAACCAUUCCCACACGGAUGGAAAGGCGAAAAUGGAUUAUAUGCAGUCGGAUUCACCAAACGUGGCUUACUCGGAACAUCAAUGGAUGCAAGAAGGAUUGCAGAAGAUGUUGAACAACAAUGGAAUGCCAAGCCAACCGAUUUAAAGCCCUUACUCAUGGACUUUAGGAAAGAGACAUAAUUGAGAUCAAAAACUUCAGAGGCUAGAGAUGAGAUGCAGAAAAGAAAAAGAAGAUAAAAAAAUUAGAGACUAUAUGUGUUUACGUUGUAUAUUGCUAUUUUCCUCUAGUUAGGGUUAUGUUUUUUGAGAAGGUGAAGGGUGUGGUUCUCAGGGUUAGGACAUAUUUUCAAGGUGUGGUUAUUGGUUAGUGUUAGCAGGUAUUUUAAUAUUAUAAUGUGUUAUAGGUUGGCUUUUCUUUUUUUUCUCUCCAAGUCUCUUCGAGUCUUCAUCAAGUCUACCAAUUCUUAUCCUUUCCAAGACUUCCAAGUCUAAGUCUUCCUAGUCAAGUCCAUGUCUUCCAAGUCUUUCAAGUCGUCUUCACCAAGUCUUGGUCUUAUCUCCUGUAACUUAUCCACCAGAACCUUUUUUGAUUUCUAUAUAUAUAUUAACUUAUGUCCUAUCUUUAGAGACACAUAAGAGAGAAGAAGUUUUGAUUGUGUUGUUAUAUCUUGAGUGAGAUUAUCAGGCAAAUAAAAAGGGUGUGUGUGAUAAAGCUUUCGGUUUAACCAAUUGUGCAGUAUUGGUGAACCAUACGACUUAGUCGGGCUGUUGUAUCCUGGGGGGACAAGUCAAGGUUUGUUCUGCUGCACCGGUGUGAGGCUUUGCCUAACCGCAGAGGGCUUGAAUCUCCUUAAAGAGAGCGAGUUUCCCGCGCCUCAGCCUUGAUAAUAAGUUAUUGUAAUUUUAUUAUUUGUAUUUUCUGGUGUGUUAUUUGUAAUUAUCACCAACAAUUUUAAGGAGAUUCAAAUAGCAAAAGUUCAUGGAGCCAGUACUGGAGAAGCCCAACGAGAAUACCGGCGAUCUCAACAAGCCCUUCCGGUUCAAGGGAGCUCAUUUCAAGAGAUGGAAAGGCAAUGUGCUUUUCUACCUCAGUCUCCUCAAGGUGGCUUAUAUCCUGACCGAGAAAAAUCCGAACAAAGUCCCCACUAAAGAGAUGACCGACGAGGAGUAUGCCACUCAUCUUGAAAAACUCGAAAAAUACAACACAGAUGAGUAUAAAUGUCGAUACUAUCUUUUGAAUUGUCUUUCAGAUCAAUUUUAUGAUUAUUAUGAUACUACUUACACCACUGCCAAGAAAAUUUGGAAAGCCUUGCAGAACAAAUAUGACACUGAAGAGGUAGGCGCUAAAAAAUAUGCUGCAAGCCAUUUUUUCCGCUAUCAGAUGAUAAAUGGAAAAUCAAUAGU